Akanthomyces muscarius is the source of this 267-nucleotide messenger RNA. RefSeq lists its product as uncharacterized. NCBI's taxonomy places the organism in Eukaryota, Fungi, Ascomycota, Sordariomycetes, Hypocreales, Cordycipitaceae. The record is from RefSeq and is a predicted model, not a curated record. Bases 1 to 267 code for a protein of 88 amino acids. The transcript is spliced from 3 exons.
AUGGUGCUGGAAGGUUCCACCAAGAUCGUUGAGAUGACGCUAGCCCUUGGCCCCCCCAGCAGAUUCCAGCACCCACAGGCUAGAGCAACCUCUCUUCAAACGAUCCGUGAUCUGCUCAACGCCAGACCUCCAUUUCUGUACCACCACUGUAAAGUCUCCAGCCACACCACGUCAAUCACAGUACAGCGCAGCGAGAAGCGGGCGUGGAACGCACCGCCAGACGUUGACACACACCCUCCACACCCGUCAAGCCACAUUCAAUUCUGA